Poeciliopsis prolifica (blackstripe livebearer) is the source of this 2210-nucleotide messenger RNA. It is a transcript of the gene rflnb, whose product is annotated as refilin B. Lineage: Eukaryota; Metazoa; Chordata; Actinopteri; Cyprinodontiformes; Poeciliidae. The coding region runs from base 185 to 934 and encodes 249 amino acids. Gene Ontology annotation, biological process: skeletal system morphogenesis; negative regulation of chondrocyte development; negative regulation of bone mineralization involved in bone maturation. The record is from RefSeq and is a predicted model, not a curated record. Gene Ontology annotation, cellular component: actin filament bundle. Gene Ontology annotation, molecular function: filamin binding. The transcript is spliced from 3 exons.
GCCGCGGGUGGCUGGUCUAACGCAGUCCCUUUGAUUCCUGCACAGAUGUAAAUGAACGUCCCCACUGAAACUCGAGGUUUUGGCGUGAGGCUGGGGGAGUCUGGUGAGCUUUUACUGUUCAAGUGAAGAAAGUUGAAAGGCAGUGGCGCUGUUCGGAGAUGGAGUCCAACCCCCGCUCAGGUUAAUGAUAUUUCCAGCCUGUAGUCCUGGGUUCAGAACGCGAAGAAGUUUGUGCGCGAACACGAGGGACGCGAGUUCUGGAAGAGUUUCUCUGUCACAGGCGGCGUCAGCUGGAUUUUUUUGCAAUUUAAGACCAGAAAUGGUUGGUAGCUUGGAUUUGCCAAAUGUAAUCGACGGAGAUCCUCUGGAUAUGAGCUGCACCAGGACUGAUAGAGGACUCGAUAGCCCGGACUCUGGUUUACCCCCGAGUCCGAGCCCCAGCGCCUGGCUGCAGUCUGUGGGUGCAGAGAAAGCCGGUGGUGUGAACCUGGUGUCUGAGGAAGAAGGAAGGGCCUCCCUGAUUUCAGCUUCAACAAGUGGAAAUAUCCCACAACUGCAGCCUCUGUCCUUUGGGGAAGGCAUAUCCCUUGAUUUGUUACCAUCAAAAGAACUGAGAUACACAUCAUUUGUGAACUAUGACUCAGACCGUCACUUCAUCCAAAACGUGGCCCUCCAGCCGAGGGCCCAGGGCCUCCAACACUGCCAGCAGACAAUUGUGGUUUUACCGCACAGUACAUGGCGUCACUACAAGACCCAGCUGGACCUCCAGCCCCACCAUCAGCCCAACCGCUACAAGAGCACCACAAUCAUCUACCCCAAGAAAACUAGCACAGUCUACAUAACGGAGCUGAACUACGACUCCCAUCGACUGUCCAGGCGCUUCUUGUCCAGCGUGGAGCUGGAGGUGGCUGGGAGCAGGAGGCUGUUUCAGUGAAGGAGGAGAUGAAGGGGCAUCCUGUCCUGAUCUGUCCACUUAAGUUGCACUGAAAGUCAGUUCAAGCUCAUGUGUUUUUUUUUUUUUUUGUUUGUUUGUUUGUUUUUUUGUUUCCCAUCACAAAGAGAAACAUCUAUAGACAUGGUAAUUUUUUCUCUGGCCUAUUGUUUUGUUUCUAGCCCACCAGAGUUGUGGUUUCUGGGCUGGAGGUCGUCACAGUUAAACAAGCUAGGUCCUCCUCUUUGGGCUUUUUAAAAUCCAUCACUGAAACCUAAACAUCUACCAAAUGCUCUUAAAUUUUAGUCUCUUAUCAGAUGUUUUUGUGGUCCUGCUUGAUCAGAGAACGGAGCUUAUUUCUGGGAGGAGGUGGAUGCGUUUGCUUUGAAGCUUAAUGUUGAUGCUAGCGACCAACCUGCUGUUAUGUUUGUGUGUCUUCCUUGUAGUCGCUAUCCAAAACUGUGGAUAGGAAUGGAUCUGCUCUGGUACAGCAAAGAUGAGAAUUGAUUUUUACGAAGUUGGUCUUUUAUGCAUUUAUGGCCCGGUAGGUUUAUUGAAAGGACUAUUAAGUGCUCCUUUAUUAUGUGAGAAGAUUUUUUUUUUAUCUAGGGACAAACUCAACUCAUCUUGCACCAAGAUGAGUUUUUUCCAUUAGCACAUCCACUAUCAUCUGAUCAAGCACUCAAAGUAUUUUAAUGUCUUUAAAGAUUUAUUAACUUUUUAAAGAUGCAACAGGGCUUUUAAUUGGCCUAUGUGUCAGUCUAAUUAGUUUUGACAUGAGAGGGCUGUUGAACAGAUUACUUUGGACUUCAUAGGUAAUAGAUGAGAUCCACAUAGUGUGUAGGUGAAAUCCUUUUCCUAGACUUCCAGGUUCUUAAUCUGUUUUUAUUUGCAGAAUAUUUUCAAUGUACGCGGCGUAGUGCAGCGCUCUUCCAUCCCUUUUUAUCAACAUUCAUCUGCACAUCCAGUUCAUGUGAUGUAAAUGCUUUGAAGAUGUGUUUGUUUCCAGUGUGUAAAUUUAAAUUGACCCUGUAGCACAAAUGGCACCGUAUUUAGGUAUUUACUAAUAAUACCAUAAAUCACUGGCUUACUGCAUUCCACUACUAAUUGUGGUGUGACUUUUUUUUCUUUUUUAAUUUUUAUUUAUUCUGAGUGAGUUUUUAAAAACUAAUUAACAUGCUCUUUCCACUGUUAUUCGUGUUAUUUUGAAAUGCCUCCUGUGCCUUAUUCAUUUCCAUCACUUGGUUGAUGUCUGAAUAAAAUAAACACUUAUUCAAUA